AUGGAUGGUGAAAGUUCGCUCUAUGAGCCAACAGACAUCGUAGAUGGGCUGAGAAGAGCCAGGAUCCAUUCGCCCGGAUCUUGCCUGGCCUCGUGGAACUUUUCCGUGGACCCAUGCGACUGCGCCUUCUCCGACCGGUUCACCUGCGCCAUAAGGUGCGACCGCCUCGUCUCCGGCUCACCCCGAGUCACCGAGAUUUCUUUCGACCAGGCGGGUUACACCGGUUCUCUCUCCUCCGCCACGUGGUCCCUCCCUUACCUUCAGACUCUCGAACUCUCCGGUUACUCGCUCUCAAACCUGACUCGCCUCCGCCGACUCGGUCUUUCACGUAACUCGUUUUCCGGCGAGAUACCCGCCUCGAUCGGGUCUCUCUCCAGCCUAGAGGAGUUAUGUCUCGACGCCAACAGCUUCCGCGGCCGCAUCCCGUACAGCUUCAGUGGCCUAAUUCGCUUGAAAAGACUCGAACUCCAGGAAAACAAGCUCUCCGGCGAGUUUCCCGAUCUGGGUUCUCUCAGAAGCCUCUAUUUUCUCGACGCCGGUGACAAUGAGAUCGCCGGGCGAGUGCCGGCGCUUUUUCCGGUGUCGCUUACUGAGCUCUCCUUGCGAAACAACUACUUCGAAGGCAAUCUCCCAGAAAAUAUAGGCGAUUUGAGAUCUCUGCAGGUGAUGGAUCUGAGCCACAAUAGACUGACCGGUUUUAUAUCGUCGAAACACCUAUCUUUGCAGUAGCUCACACUCGCUCACAACAACUUCACGAUCUUGCAAGAAGCGGGUAACGAAACGGGUGUCCGGAGCAAGUUGGUAGCUCUGGAUCUGAGCCACAACGAGCUAAGGGAUUUCUAGCCGGCGUUCAUGGCGUCGAUGCCGAAGCUGAGGGCUCUGUCGCUGGAGCACAAGAAGUUCACAGGGAUGAUACCGGUGCAGUAUGCCCUAAAAGCGGCGUCGUUUCAUAGGCCGUUGUUGGGCGGGAACUACUUGUUUGGGCCUAUACCGGGCCCUUUAAUGGGCCUGAAACCGGGGUCUAUUAAUGUGAGCCUGGUGGACAAUUGUUUGUACAACAUAUGUAGCUUUCUGGUGGCAGCAAAAGCUGUGUUUCCCAUACUAACCUGUCAGUCUGCUUUUUAA
Molecule: messenger RNA, 1125 nt
Organism: Malania oleifera
Lineage: Eukaryota; Viridiplantae; Streptophyta; Magnoliopsida; Santalales; Ximeniaceae
Product: receptor-like protein 30
Molecular function (GO): protein binding
Source: RefSeq, a predicted model, not a curated record